Molecule: messenger RNA, 3638 nt
Organism: Lemur catta (Ring-tailed lemur)
Lineage: Eukaryota; Metazoa; Chordata; Mammalia; Primates; Lemuridae
Gene: ZBTB42
Product: zinc finger and BTB domain containing 42
Exons: 1
Coding region: 163-1425 (420 amino acids)
Biological process (GO): regulation of transcription by RNA polymerase II
Cellular component (GO): nucleus
Molecular function (GO): protein binding; DNA-binding transcription factor activity, RNA polymerase II-specific; RNA polymerase II cis-regulatory region sequence-specific DNA binding
Source: RefSeq, a predicted model, not a curated record
UUUCCUGCUCCGGGCAGGUGCCCAGGGCGGCUCCGGGCGGCGGUUCCGCGCGGUCCCCCGCGCCGCUCUUUCCGCGCUGCCUGCGCCGGGCAGGGCGCUUCGCGGGCGCUCCAGGCGCGCUGACGGGCGUCCCGUUUGUGCCCAGGUGAUGACGGCGGCGGCAUGGAGUUCCCCGAGCACGGCGGGCGGCUGCUGGGCCGCCUGAGGCAGCAGCGCGAGCUGGGCUUCCUGUGCGACUGCACCGUGCUGGUGGGCGACGCGCGCUUCCCGGCCCACCGCGCCGUGCUGGCCGCGUGCAGCGUCUACUUCCAUCUCUUCUACAGGGACCGGCCCCCGGGCAGCCGCGACACGGUGCGGCUCAACGGCGACAUCGUCACGGCGCCCGCCUUCGGCCGUCUGCUAGACUUCAUGUACGAGGGCCGCCUGGACCUGUGCAGCUUGCCUGUUGAGGACGUGCUAGCCGCCGCCAGCUACCUGCACAUGUACGACAUCGUCAAGGUCUGCAAAGGCAGGCUCAGGGACAAGGACCGAAACCUGGACCUGGAGGCCCCCACCCCUCACGCGGAGCGACCUGGUCAGCCACCAUGUCCCUGGCCUGCCUGGACUCCUGAUCUCUGCCCAGCUGCCCAGAAGACGAAGCUCUCCCAGUCUGGGGUCAAGGCUGCCCUCCCUCUGCGAGCAUCCGGGCCUCCUCCCUGGCCGGCCCCUGGAGAAUCAGACCAGGCCCUGGACCUGUCCCUGAAGCCUGGCCAAAGGCAGGAGGUGGUCCACCCGCCCUGUGUCCUCCGGACACCCCUGUGCAGCCAGCUGCAGCAAGGAGCCCGGCCGCUGGUGAAGGAUGAGCAAGACUCACUGUCUGAACAGGACAGCAGCAGCCCCAGGAGCCCCCACAGCCCCCUGAAGCCACCCUGCGUUCCUGUAGCCAAGGGCCUGGCAGUGGGCUUGGAGCCACUGCCCGUCAGUGGCCGCCGGGAGCUGGAGCUGGAUGCAGAGCGGGUGGUGAGUGGGGGUGAGCUGGGGCCUGGUGGGCACCUCUGCGUCUGCCCGCUGUGUAGCAAGCUGUUCCCCAGCUCCCACGUGCUGCAGCUGCACCUCAGCGCCCACUUCCGUGAGCGGGACGGCCCUCGGACCCGGCUCUCGCCCAGCGGUGCCGUGCCCACGUGCCCGCUCUGCAGGAAGACCUUCUCGUGCACAUACACACUGAAGAGGCACGAGCGGACACACUCGGGUGAGAAGCCCUACACCUGCGUGCAGUGUGGCAAGAGCUUCCAGUACUCCCACAACCUGAGCCGGCACGCCGUGGUGCACACGCGGGAGAAGCCCCACGCCUGCCGCUGGUGCGAGCGCCGGUUCACGCAGUCUGGGGACCUGUACCGCCACGUCCGUAAAUUCCACUGUGGCCUGGUCAAGUCCCUGCUGGUGUGAUGUGUUCCCUGUGGGUCCUGGGGGUGGUGUGGAAGGGAAGGGGCGGGGCAGGUGGGACACUGGACCAGACCAGGUGGGAACGUCUGAGACUGGACUGCGGGACCCACGCCGCAGAAAGAACACUGCCGCUUCCUGGAACAUGGCCUGAGACUCGGGGUGACUCAGGCAGCCUUCCUCCUGCCUUGCCUCCCCUCCCCCCACUCCAGCUCACCCCUGCCCCCAGGCUGUGCCCUGCCCAGACUGUCACAGUCUUCCUCUCCAUCCCCUCCAGCCAAGUUCCCAGGAUGUCCAGCGGGCACCUGGCUUUUGCUCAGGUCCCUGGGUGUGAAGCUGCAUGUUUGUCUUAUGUGGGGGGGGGGGGCGUUCCUUGCCACCUCUCUGUCGUACUGUGAGGGUAUCCUUGAGAGCUUGGCCCCAUGCUAGGUGAAUGAUUCACGCGUCAGAAAAGUUCUUAGUGUGAGUCCCAGUGGGGUGCUCAAAGGGAACAGGCCACUCCUGGUGGGUGGCAGCAGGAACCCCUGCUGGGAAGGCCUAGGGCAGGGAGAGUGCCAGGAGGGGCCAUCUGGGCACAGCUGGUGUCACCACGGGGGUGGGGGGGGAGUGUAGCCCCAGCGGGGAUCCCAGACAGCAGGAGUGGAGCCAGCUAGAAGCUGAGCGGCUCUGGAGCUGCCGCCACUGGGCUGGGACAUUGGUCCUGAGCGCACGGUAACUGUGGGCAGAGACAGCGGGAAUCUGGAAAUGGCUUCUCCUUAGACCCAGAAAGAGGCUCCCUGAGGUGGCCAGGUGCCUGCUGGUGGGCCACCGCUGCGCUGCCCUCUUGCCUGAGUGUGGGUCUGGGGUGCCCCUGAGUGUCUCCGGAGGUGGGAUCAGAGGGGACGACAGCAGCCCCCACCCUGAGCCGGGCUCUGUGGGUCCAGGCUGCUGCUGGGCCAGGUGGGCCUGGCCCUAAAGGUCACUCUCCUCCCUGGAGCUGUGGUCAUUUCCAGGGCACCGAGCAGGGGCCGCAGUCUGCGGUUUGCCAGGAGCCCAGGAGCCCAGGAGCGGUGUUUGCAGGGCCCCCUGUGGGGUCCGCGUGGUGCAGUGGGGAGGGGGAGGCUGGCACUCACGGAACGUGUACAGCCAGGCCCUGCGUUUGCAGUUGGUUUGGGUCCCCUGCUUCCCCCACCUACUCCCCAAGCAAAUCCUGCCCCGGAACCUCACUGGGGUGGUGCGGGGUGGGUGAGGGGCAGGGGGAGCCUGGCCCCAGCUUCUGGGGGUCAGCAGUGGUUUCCCCACACCACCUGGCCUGGGUCUGCUGUGACUGGAAACGGCGCAGAGGACAGACUGUGGCCAAGACUGUUAUUUUCUCUCCUCCUGACACUGGAUGUCGUAUUUCUAUGUCUGCCUCAUCUGGAGUGGAAGCACAGCUGGCCUGCAGCAGGUGAACACUUCCAAGGUUCACCCCGUGCGCCGGACUCCCCAGGUGUGCACCGGGCGGAGAGCCCCUGGCGGGGAGCCCGGUGCCUCCUGGUGAUGCUCGGUGGCUGGGGAGGGGCCCCUGCUCUGGCUGUCCUGACCUCGACCCCCGCCUCAGGCAGGGCCGGUGGGACUUUGCACCCCGUGUGAUAUGCUCCAUGAUCGGGGGUUUCCGUGAGUGUGUGUGUGGGUGUGUCCGUGUCUGUCUGUCUGUCUGUCUGUCCAGCCCGUGGCGGGGCCCAAGCCCUGCAGAUGGGCGGCCGCACGUCGGCUGAGCGGGGAGAUGUGGCCCUGCCCACCGCUGUGGUUUUUGUCGGGGAAGAACUUCCCUUUCCUGGGCAGGGAAGCCUGCCUUGGGUUAUCAACACUGGAGUCUGUUUUCUGCACACAGGUACUGUGAAGUUAACGUGAAGAGAAGUGGUCACUUUUAAUUUAGUCACCGACACGGUUCAGAUGCAAUGUGUACUCGUGCAUGUGUGUGAGACGCUGACUGGCAGAGUGCGGUGCGCUGAGGCCCGUGGGCGCUGCGGUUCCCCCGGCCAGCCCAGCCCCUGCCCCAGGUCUCGCUGCUGCUCUGCCCCUGGGGAUUGGAGGGUGGCUCGGGUGACCCCAGAGGACAGUUGUCUGUGCUUAGCGUUUGGCGGGAAGGUCUUAUUUGCACGGACCCGCCUGCUGUAGCCGUGACAGUCAUGGAAAUGAGUGCUGUCUUCCUAUUCUCACGUGGUGACAGCAGUGAAAAUAAAGCCCACCCAGGUGGC